Branchiostoma belcheri (Belcher's lancelet) is the source of this 7446-nucleotide messenger RNA. RefSeq names its product sodium channel protein type 4 subunit alpha B-like. Gene Ontology annotation, cellular component: plasma membrane; axon; voltage-gated sodium channel complex. Gene Ontology annotation, molecular function: voltage-gated sodium channel activity. The record is from RefSeq and is a predicted model, not a curated record. Gene Ontology annotation, biological process: neuronal action potential; membrane depolarization during action potential; sodium ion transmembrane transport. The coding region runs from base 480 to 6362 and encodes 1960 amino acids. The transcript is spliced from 31 exons. Lineage: Eukaryota; Metazoa; Chordata; Leptocardii; Amphioxiformes; Branchiostomatidae.
GGCCGGCCAGGUCCCCGGAGAUCCUCAACCAAGAACUGGUUAGAACAGACAUGGACUUUUGACACGGCAGGCCGCCAAAACGCACGCUUUCUCAUUGGCAGAGUCCAAUGUUGGAGACCUUGCAUACAUUACCGGGGUAAUUUUUAGUCGUUCAUACCUAGCAUAUCUGAACAGGGGAUGCAUAGAUAGCCUGGUAUUCCGCAUCCAAUUCAACGGCUGGAGAAGAAUAUAUUUGUUGAAUCACUUAACGCGAUUUGCAGCAAACUACGGAAUAGCGCUGUCACGAUCUGGUAGUAAUCUCGCUGGUUGGCUAGAUGAUGCCUCUGUGUCCGUGUAAGUUAGCAGGUUGCUGACACAGUGAGGGAAUAAUAUUAAGAUCCACACUCCAACCACCUCGUCCACACACUUCUAUGGGUCGUUCCCAUCUGGCAGCAUUUUUAUGUCUCCAAAGAAGAAUUCUCGAAUGUACAUGUUGAAAUAUGGAAAAGGAGAUAACGCCAAACCGAAACUUUCGUCCUCUGACCAACGAUUCAGUAAAGGAGAUACAGCGGCUGAUAGCCGAAAAGAAGGAGCGUCUUCGGAAGAUCAAGGAAGGAGAAAUAGACGAAGAUGAGGUUGAAGAACAUGAGAUUGAGGACCCUGAUCCGAAACUGUCUGUGGGGUCUGUCCUACCAGACUACCUGGGCGAGUUUCCUGAUGACUACGUGGGUCGACCGUUGGAGGACAUUGACCCCUAUUAUGCAGAUAAAGAGACUUUUAUCGUCAUAGCAAAAGAUAGGAGCAUAUUCCGUUUCAGCACCACUAGUGCCUGCUAUAUCUUCACUCCUUUCCACCCAAUCAGACGACUGGCACUCUACACACUCGUGCACUCACUGUUUAGCACGUUGGUCAUGUUAACAAUUUUAGUGAAUUGUGUGUUCAUGACCAUGACAAAUCCACCGGAAAUCACAGAGUAUAUAUUCACUGGCAUCUACACUUUUGAAAUGACAGUAAAGUUAUUAGCCAGAGGGUUCGUUCUUACACAUUUCUCCUACCUAAGAGAUCCGUGGAAUUGGCUAGACUUUGGAGUCAUAGGGUUGGCAUACAUUACCAUAUUCGUAGACCUGGGAAAUUUGUCAGCUCUGAGAACCUUUCGAGUUCUGCGAGCGUUGAAGACUAUCUCAGUAGUUCCAGGUCUGAAGACCCUGGUCAGCGCUUUGAUCCAGUCCGUUAUAAACCUGAGAGACGUCCUUAUCCUGACCGUCUUCGCUCUCUGUGUGUUUGCCUUAGUCGCGCUCCAAAUCUACAUGGGACAGCUUCGCCAAAAGUGCAUUAGAAUCAUCCCCGAAUUUAUGAACAUUUCAGAGUAUCUCUCUUUUUGGCCCAACUCAACUUUACCUGAGGACUAUUGGGACAAUUAUACCAGUUGGGCAGGACUGGGGGACGACUUUUUGGUAACCGUUCCAAAUAUCACAGAUCAGAUGUGGUUUCUGUGGAACAAUAAUUCAGAAAACUUUCAAGUAGGUGACAUCUCAGAAUGGAAGAUUUGCGGUAACAGCAGCGGUGCAGGAAUCUGUGCUGAAGGCUACAGAUGCCUACCGGGCUUUGGCCCCAACCCAAACUAUGGUUAUACUAACUUCGACUCCUUCGGCUGGGCCGCACUGGCGUCCUUCAGACUCAUAGUACAAGACUACUGGGAAAAUCUUUAUCAGCUGAUAUUGGCGGUGGCAGGCCCAGUGCAUAUAAUGUUCUUUAUCGUGGUUAUAUUUCUGGGAUCAUUCUACCUGGUCAACCUCAUCUUAGCUGUCGUCGCGAUGUCUUAUGAAGACGCUUCGUCAGAAACUGCAGAGGAAGAAGCAGAAGCAGCAGCGAAAGCUGCGGCAGAGGCAGAGGCAGAAGCGGCGUCAGAGGCUCAGAAAAGUGUAGAACUGGCAUCUAGGAAGGCAGCUGAUGUGUACGCUGACAGUGACACGUGCAGCAAUAAUGGAUGUACCACCACUUCACACUCCAGCACAUGUAGAAGAAGCCCAAACAGUCGCCACAGUAGAUGCAGCGUCAAAAAAAGGACGCCCUCACAGCUGUCCCUCCUGACAAGGGCCACUCCUAGAUCUACAUCACGGUCGUCAUUGAGCAAACUUCUGCACAACAACUUUUUUAGCAGGAAAAGGAGCAGAGAUGAGCUACAGGACACGUUUUGUGAAAAAACUAACUCACAAGGCGAGCUUCAAUCGCUGUCCAGCGUCAGCCUGCGCGGUUCGCCGUACCUGCAGCGGUGGGGCAGCAGAGGGAGUCAGUUCAGCUGGCGGCUGGGACGCUUCAGCGACAGGGAGAACCUUUUCUGUGACAGCUUCGGGGAAGACGGUUAUUCUGAUGAGCUGACGCUGGAUGGAAAUCGGAGCAGAACAGGGUCUUCUGAUGUCUUAAAAUCUCAGCUUGUAGACAGCAAGCUGCUCUUCCAAGAAUGCAAUGGAGACGUCCUCCACAGAUACUGCAAUGGCAAUGCACCGUCACCGCUGGAUACGCGAGGGGAUCCUGUUCUCCUUCUUCUCCAAGAAAACAUUCGCCUAAACCAAGUGUCCGAUACAGCAUCAGCUGCCGGUGAUAUAGAGAAGGGGGCAGGAGCACUGGACUAUGAUUCAGAUGAUGAAGAGGAAGAGACGCUUGCGCAGAAGCUGGACAGGAUAUUUUGCAGCUGGUCCUGCCCUCCAGCGUGGGACAACUUCGCUCACUUGUGUUUUCUUUUCAUCUGUGACCCUGUCAUGGAGCUGUUCAUCACACUCUGCAUCGUUCUCAACACUCUCUUCAUGGCCAUGGACUACCACGGCAAAUCCGCAAACAUGGAGUACAUUCUCCAACAGGGUAACUACGCAUUUACCGGUAUAUUUGCCGGUGAGAUGGUAUUGAAGAUGAUAGCCCUGGGUUUGAAGAAGUACUUCACUGUGGGCUGGAAUAUCUUCGACUCCAUCAUUGUGACGCUGAGUCUCGUCGAGCUUGGACUGGAGGGCGUGAAGGGCUUGUCAGUUCUCCGGUCCUUCCGUUUGCUUCGGGUUUUUAAGCUGGCGAAGUCCUGGCCGACAUUGAACCUGCUCAUCUCCAUCAUCGGAAACUCACUCGGUGCCCUGGGCAACUUGACGUUCAUCCUGGGCAUUGUGGUGUACAUCUUCGCAGUCAUCGGCAUGCAGCUAUUCGGUGAAUAUUACACAGCUGAGGCGUUCGGGGGCACACUGCCCAGAUGGCACUUCCAAGACUUCUUUCAUGGCUUCAUGAUCAUUUUCCGCGUUCUGUGCGGCGAGUGGGUGGAGACCAUGUGGGACUGUAUGCAUUGUGCCGGCUCCGCGUACCCAGCCUGUCUCAUUAUGUUCCUCCUCACCAUGGUCAUUGGCAAUCUUGUUAUCCUCAACCUCUUCCUUGCCCUGCUGUUGAGUUCCUUCAGUUCGGAUAAUAUCGGGGAAUCAGAAGGAACAGAUGAGCCCAACAACCUACAGAUUGCCAUCGACAAAAUAAAAUGGUUUCCCAAGUUCCUUCUGUCGCUGUGCCUUCCCUGUAUCCCCAGGCCCAAGAAAACAUGGCCGCCGUACAGUGACCAAGGCGAGGAGGAGGAGGAGGAGGAAAGAGGUAUACACAUGAUCGACGGACAAGCCAUUAUCAUGCAGAACGGGUCGGUCAGUAAGUUGGAGGAUCCAGACAAAUGGAGUGCGUCCAACGGCGUCAUGGUUCCCAUCGCCGGCUUCGACUCGGAACUGGACAUCACGGGGAUGAGCCCUUCGCAGAAGAAGCUGAACUAUGAUGACAUCGAUGAGAAGAAAGGUAGUAAGUACUCCUUAUCAUCGGGAAGUGUGACGUCCGGGAGUCUGGAGACAUUGAGUGAGAAGGAGAAGGGGACGUUAGAAGCCGAGAGUACCAAGUCCCGCUCAGUCAGCACGCUGUCAGGGGACAAGAAGGAAGGGGAGGAAGAGGAGGAGGAACUCCCGACAAAGUGCUGGGAAGACUUGGACGAGAACGCCCCCGAGUGUUUAUGUGAAUGUUGCUACAAAAACAUCGCCUGUUGCGCGACUGUCGAUGAAACCACUUGGGGUCCUACGUGGAACGCUAUACGGGCGCGUGCGCACUGGAUCAUCGAACACAAGUGGUUCGAGAGUUUCAUCAUAGCCAUGAUUCUGUUUAGUAGCUUGGCUCUGGCGAUAGAGGAUAGACAUAUCCGCCAACGCCCGACCUUGAAGAAGAUUCUGGAAUAUGCGGAUCUCUACUUUACGUUUAUUUUCUUCUUGGAAAUGUUAUUCAAAUGGCUCGGAUACGGCUACAAGAAGUACUUCACGAAUGCCUGGUGCUGGCUGGACUUCAUUAUCGUUAUGGUGUCCCUCGUCAGUUUGGUGGCCAAAAUCAUGGGCAUGGAAAACGUCUCCGCCUUCAAAUCUCUCCGGACACUCCGAGCACUGCGACCUUUGCGAGCUAUAUCUCGAGCGGAGGGAAUGAGGGUCGUUGUUAACGCCUUGAUUUGCGCCAUCCCGUCCAUCGGAAAUGUUCUCCUGGUGUGUCUGAUCUUCUGGCUGAUUUUCGCCAUCAUGGGAGUACAGCUCUUCGGUGGGAAAUACUGGAAAUGUGUUGAUGACGAAGGGACAAAGUUGAACUCCAGCUACGUCAAGGAUCAGUUUGAGUGCAUUCAGAAAAACCUGUCUUGGAUCAACGCACCGAUCAACUUUGACCACGUUGGACAGGCAUAUCUCUCACUCUUUCAAGUGGCUACUUUUAAAGGCUGGAUGGACAUUAUGUAUGAUGCCAUUGACAGUACGGUGGGCCUGCAACCCGAGUAUGAAGUAAAUCUCUUCAUGUACCUGUACUUCGUCCUCUUCAUCAUCUUUGGUUCCUUCUUCACCCUCAACCUCUUUAUCGGUGUUAUCAUCGAAAACUUCAACGCACAGAAAAAAAAGGGUGGAGAAGGGUCCUCUAUUGACCUGUUUAUGACAGAGGAUCAGAAGAAGUACUACGCCGCCAUGAAAAAACUGGGUUCCAAGUCCCCAACCAAGGGUAUCCCAAGGCCUGCGAAUAAAGUCCAGGCAUUUUUCUACGAUGUUGCCAUGCAUCAAGUAUUCGAGAUCUUUAUCAUGAUUAUCAUUGGCCUGAACAUGGUAUCCAUGAUGAUCGAACACUAUGGCCAAACGCAAGAGUUCACCGACAACCUGGCCUUAGUCAACAUCGUAUUUAUCGCCAUAUUUACAUGGGAGAUGGUCUGGAAGAUGACUGCCUUUGGCUUUAAAUACUUCAGCCAAGGUUGGAACAUCUUUGACUGCGUUGUCGUCGUCAUGUCUAUAUUAGGAAUUCUUUUGGAGGACAUCAUCGAAAAAUACUUCGUCUCCCCUACAUUGCUAAGGGUUAUCCGCGUGGCGAGGAUUGGACGAAUCCUUCGGCUAAUUAAAGGAGCCAAAGGCAUACGUACUCUCAUCUUUUCUUUGGCCAUAUCUGCACCUGCUCUGUUUAACAUAGGACUGUUGCUCUUCCUCGUCAUGUUCAUUUAUGCCAUCUUUGGAAUGAUUUCGUUCAUGGAUGUAAUUCGCAAUAAAGGCUUGAGUGAGAUCACUAACUUUGAGACGUUCGGUAACAGCAUAAUCUCGCUGUUCGAAGUCUGCACGUCAGCUGGCUGGGACGGUCUUCUUGCCGGUACCAUGGUGGAGCCACCCGACUGUGACCCGGAGCCUUCUGAGGAAUACCCAAACGGAAACUGUGGGAACAGUUCUCUGGCUAUCUUCUUCUUCUUGUCUUAUUUGGUGCUGAACUUCCUUGUUAUGUCCAACAUGUACAUUGCUGUUAUUCUGGACAACUUCAGUAAUGCCGUGGCAGAAGCCGAUGAAGGGGGUGUGACGGAAGAUGACGUCGACAUGUACUAUUCACUUUGGGAACGCUACGACCCGCACGCUACCAAAUACAUCCAUUUGGACCAGGUGUCGAAAUUUCUUAAUGAACUUGACGCUCCUCUAAGAGUGCCCAAGCCAAAUAAAGUCACUAUAGUCUACCUGGACCUUCCAAUAUGCACGGAGGAUAGGGUAUAUUGUAGAGACCUUUUGACAAAACUGACGGAUAAGGUGAUGGACACACUUCACCAAGAGAAGACGGAAGAAGAGAUGGCGGAGGCGUUAGCUGAUCCGGAAAGACCCGAGGACUACGAAGUGAUCAGCUCCACCAUGACGAGGAGGCGGGAGGAGCUGGCCGCCAUGGCCGUUCAGAGGGCCUUCAGGAGGUGGAUGCUGAAAGCUUCAAUCGAGCGGGCACCUGAGUUUUUGAAAAGGGAAGACGACGAUGAGGAGAUAACGAGUAUGAAAAGUACAGAUGACGUAAAGGACGAAGGAUCGCCGAAAGCUGAUAAAUCUCGCAGGGCUACUCUGACAUAGCAAUAAGGCACAAGGAAUUGUUAGGGCUAUGUGGUCAAUAGUGGAACCCACGUAACCUCAUGCCUUGGUCAAGUUGAUCAGGGCGUAACUUCGAGUUGAAACUAAGUAUCAGACUUUGAUGACUUGAUACGCCUUUAAGUGCUUAAGGUCCACAUGCAGUUACCUUAAACAUUACUAUCAACUCUGAAGUAAGAACGUUGUGGUGCUUCGAGUCAAGCCAAAGAAAUUAGAAUCAUUUCUGGUUAGGUUCCGCAGAAUCUCCCUGGCUACCACAACCUUCCUAGCUGUAAUUUCUUUCAGUAAAAUGGUCAAAUUGUAUAAGGAGGAGACUACACGUGGUAGAUUAUCAGGAUGAUUUGGAUUGAAAUCCUGACCACAACAGAACCGUGACUUCUGUGCCUUUCCUAAUUCACACGGUUUUAAACGAUUAAUAAACUCGAUCCCUACAACGUACUAUGUCACUGACAAGAUUUGUGUACUAAAUGAUGCGUGUUACGCACGAAGUACCUUCUUAUCACAGCCCACUUUGGUGUUUUUCUAUGUAGAAUUGUUUUUAAAACAAUGUUGUCAUAAAUAGCCACAUUUCCUCGAGUUGUCAUCUCGUUAAGAAAGUUAAGGUUAACGUGGUGAUGUCAUCACUUGAAAUGAUUUUAGUUCUGACAUGUCCGCCCAUCACUUCCAGUCACAGUGUAUUUAGAACAAUCAUCGCUACUCUAAUCUGAUAUCUGUCUUCAACAGGAUGUGUUUAUUAUUGUGUUCUCUUGUAUGGAAGUUUGAUUCUUUGGAAAAUUGCCAACAUCAACUCCUGAUUUGCUAUGUGUAAAAUACAUGCUGGUCUCAUGAAGAGGUCUGGGUUAGUGUGGCAUUCAGAACAUCAUCCGUCAGAUUUUAUAAUUGGCAUUUUAAUCAUUGAGAGUUUUUGCAUUUGAAAUGGAAGACAUGACGUGUAGCUGUAUAUGUUGGUCAUUACAACAUGACCAGCAUUCUAACGCCUGUUACCAAUGAUAUAAAACUGAUAUUACUGUAAGUCGUCAUAAUUUGACAUUGUGCUCUCGUGAAGGCAACCUAAAAACAAUGUCAACUG